AAGAGUCCUCAAAAGUAACGCCCGAGUAAAUACUUCAUCACCCGAAGAUCCACGUGUCAGACAUGCGGACUCCAACAGUCACCACAACAUAAAAAACAUUUCAAGUCCGUCCCACAAGAAUCCAAAAAGCUUCCCACUUUCACCACCACCAACAUAAAAUUCAACCUGCACACUCUCUGUCAUUACAUACAACUACAACAGUAUCUCUGUCUCCCCCCUCCACUACUCUCUCUCUCUCCCUAUGUGUUUUUAGUGUGUGAUUUCUCCACCUCUUCACAUUCCACUGUUUGAUACACACCCCUUUGUUCUCUUUUCUCAGCUGUGUCAAAUGUCAGGACCAGCAUUUAAGAAAGUGUUGGAGAACAGGCAAGAAGAAUGCAGUUCCGGGACUCUGGUGACUGCUCCAAACAGAAUGGGAACUUUGAAGGAGAGCUCCGAAGUAAUUGUCAGAGGGCUUCAUCAACGGAAGGUGAUGAUGCAAAGAUAUUGUCUAUAUAUGACAUUUUAUGUCCAGGUAAGUGGAGGUGGCUUUUACAAUCUAGGCUCGGAAGAUGAAGCAGUUGAACAUCUACUAACCGAACUGGUACCUGAAUACAUUGAUGCGGUUAGGAAUGUCCUACAAUUUGACGCAUUUGGUCUGUAUAAUUGCUUUGGUUCUGGACCGUUACCACUACCUGACAAUAGGCAUCCAGAAUCUGCUGCAGAUAAACCGAAUAUCAGUAAUAUGCUGCAUGAGAAGGCGACACAAAAACAAAAGACUACACAGCUUUCUAUUGUGAAGUCAGAAGGCAACAGUGAAGGUCACCACACCAUGUCUUCUACAACAAAUGAUCUUCCUGAUACAUAUGAAGACUACCUCUUGGAUGCUGAAUACCUGGAGUGUGGUACUGACAUGAACCCUGUCCCGAGCAGAGGACAUUCCACAGAAAACUUACAUUUAGAUCAGCAGUGUAAAGAUUCAAGUCUAAGCCACUGUAAUGUCAUGUAUGAGGGAUGGUGUACAUCAAGCAAGUUAGUGUCCGAAGCUAAUGAAAACUCAUUUUCGCCUAACAAGAUGACAGUUGAUGAAAGGAUAUCAGUUUCAUCAGAAGAGGAUAUGAUUUUGACAAGUGCAUCCAAUCCUCUAACUGGAGUGUUUAAUUUCAGAACUAAGCCAAGGAGUCGACACAUGAGGAGGUACAGGCAUACUAAUUCUAACUAUUUGAAAACAUUUUCUGUGGAGGAUACCUGUUUUUCGUCUAGUGUACCUGACAUGAAAGAGAAGGUGAUUGUGAAUGUCGUCAGAGGGAAAUAUAAGCCAGCGCAGCAGAGAUACACUAGUCGAUCAAUAGCUAAGAGUUCAAGAUUUUCGAGUAGAACAUGUGAAUAUUCUGCAGUUUCAAAGGAUAUGAUUCGGCCUAAAAAAUCUGUUAGACAAUGUCCUCGAGAAGGAUUAAGGCCAAGAGUGUUAAUACAUGGUUCAGGGAAGAAAAAUUCUGAAGCUGCUUCGACUGGGGUGCUAUCUGGUGUACCGCUUGAGCAAAGGUCGAUGGAAAAGGGAAAUGAGUUUGAAGAUUCUGCAGAUAGCGUAUCGGCGGGCUCAGAUGUGGACUUCAAUAUAGGACUGUGUUCUGUAGAAUCUCAGGAGACCAGUUCUGAGGGAAGCUUUCUUUCAGCAGCUAAGACUCACAAGAGUAAUAAUAGUAAGAGACAGCGCCAUAUACCAUGGUCUCAUGAAGAGGUGCUACAGCUGGUUAAUGGCGUUUCUAAACAUGGAGUUGGAAAAUGGACUGAUAUAAAGAAGGUGUCUUUUCCAUUAUCUCCACACCGCUCAGCGGUUGAUCUCAAGGACAAAUGGCGAAAUCUUGUGAGAGCUAGCUGCAGAUUUUCUGAGAGGAAGAAAAGGGUUGGAAAAGGAAAAUAUUGGGAGACGCAAUAUCUACCAGACGACAUUCUGCAUCGAGUUAAGGAGCUGUCAUGUAUAUAUCCAUACCCCAGGGAGCGCAAUUUCAAGGUUUCUCAGAAUGUAGGUUUCUCAGCUAACGUUUCUGUCCAGAACUGUGACAAAUUUAUGCCAUUUUCCAUGACUCUUAAAGUAUAGAUAGUAUAUAGAGGAAGAUGGCAGUUGUUCAGAUAUUAGGCAAUAUGUUAAUAGAUACAUGUGGUCCAAGUGGUAUCUGCAAGUAGAGUUUAACUCUAACCAUAAAUUCUCUUUUGCAUAGUUGUCUAUCUUAGGCUAAUAUUGCUGACAAGGCGGCAUGAGACAACUGUACUCCAGUAUUGGUAUCGGAGUUGUUUUUGUACAGAUCUAUGAUAUCAAUCUAUUGUCGCCACUUCAUACCAGUGCGUGUUAGUUUCAUCAACAUUCCUGCAAGGUGUUCCGGUCGUUACUGUUAUUUUAUAUGGAAUUCACUGUUAUGUCUUUUCUGAUGGAGGUUUUUGUUAUAUGGUGUGGCGAGGUAUGGAUGUGUAGGUAUGGAUGUGUAGGUACUGAAGUUUACUUUUCCCAAGUUUGGCUGUUGAUUUUAUGAUAAUGUAUAUUUUCUUUUUAGUAUAUACCUGUGAUGCAAUAAAUUGAUAAUGCAAUGUUACUAGUCUAGCUUGUAGCUUAUACCUAUGUUCUUGUCGGAUAAAAUUCCUUGUUUUUCUUGUAAGAGG
Daucus carota subsp. sativus is the source of this 2637-nucleotide messenger RNA. RefSeq lists its product as uncharacterized. Lineage: Eukaryota; Viridiplantae; Streptophyta; Magnoliopsida; Apiales; Apiaceae. The coding region runs from base 329 to 2080 and encodes 583 amino acids. The transcript is spliced from 9 exons. The record is from RefSeq and is a predicted model, not a curated record.